ACCGCCCUUGCAGUCAGGCACAUCUGCUCCCCUGGAGGUGUCCUACAGGUGAAAAGCCCAGAGUCCUGGCCACAAAUAUGAACUACCAAAAUAUGGAAAACUUUGACUGGGAAAAUUACACCUGGGAGGAUUUCGGAAACUACAGUUACAACACUGACCUGCCUUUCUUGCCUGAAACUGCCCCAUGCCGGCCAGAAUCUCUGGAUAUCAACAAGCAUGCUGUGGUUGUCAUCUAUGCCCUGGUCUUCCUGCUGAGCCUGCUGGGAAACUCCCUGGUGAUGCUGGUCGUCUUGUACAGCCGGGUCAGCCGCUCUGUCACUGACGUCUACCUGCUGAACCUGGCCCUGGCUGACCUGCUCUUCGCCCUGACCUUGCCUAUCUGGGCUGCCUCCAAGGUAAAGGGCUGGAUCUAUGGCACAAUCCUAUGCAAGGUGGUCUCACUCCUGAAGGAAGUCAACUUCUACAGUGGUAUUCUACUGCUGGCCUGUAUCAGCAUGGACCGUUACCUGGCCAUUGUUCAUGCCACGCGCACACUGACUCAGAAGCGACACUGGGUCAAGUUCAUAUGCUUAGGCAUCUGGGCUCUAUCUCUGAUCCUGUCCCUGCCAAUCUUUAUCUUCCGCAGGACCAUCUAUCCACCUAAUUCUGGCCCAGUCUGCUAUGAAGACUUGGGUGCCAAUACAACAAAAUGGCGCAUGGUGAUGCGGGUCCUGCCCCAGACCUUUGGCUUCCUCGUGCCACUGCUGGUCAUGCUGUUCUGCUAUGGACUCACCCUGCGCACACUCUUUCAGGCCCACAUGGGGCAGAAGCACCGGGCCAUGCGGGUCAUCUUCGCUGUCGUGCUCGUCUUCCUGCUCUGCUGGCUGCCCUACAAUCUGGUCCUGGUGGCAGACACCCUCAUGAGGCUCCAGGUCAUCAAGGAGACCUGUAACCGCCGAAAUGACAUUAACCGGGCCCUGGAUGCCACCGAGAUUCUGGGCUUCUUCCACAGCUGUCUCAAUCCCCUCAUCUAUGCCUUCAUUGGCCAGAAGUUUCGCCAUGGACUCCUCAGGAUCAUGGCCACCCAUGGCCUGAUCAGCAAAGAAUUCCUGGCCAAGGACAGCAAGCCCUCUUUUGUUGGCUCUUUUUCAAGGAGCACUUCUACUACCCUCUAAGACCCCCAGCCCUGGUGCAGCCCCACAGGGCUCCUCUCCUCCUGUUAGCACCCAAGCCUCAAGUCUACUGGCUAUUCAGAGUGUCUGUGGCAGGCCAGCCCCUCAUUGUGGUCACAGGAAGUUGCUGAGGCCGUGACCUUGCCAGCCCCCAGUGUACGGUCGAGAAAGCCCGCCCUGCAGCCUCGCCCCUCACUGUAAUUACUAUGUCAACUGCUAGAGCUCUGUCCAUCCUACCACUCAGCCCCUAGCAUUCUGUCCUCGGAGGUGUUUCAAAGACGUGCUUUCAAGUGAGUUCACAAAGUUCCCACCGUUGGGAGCCAUCAGUGGCAAGCACCGCGAUUAUUUCCCCAACUCUCCCUUUCCUUGCUUGCUAGCAAAGUCUGCUUCCCGUGGAGAGGCCAAAAGUGACAGAUACUCACUUCCGUGAUUCCGGUAAGCUAGGAGUGGCCAUAUUCUCCAGUUUCAACCAGGAAAACUUGUAGACAAGAGUGUGCUGGUAAACCAGUCUGCUAUGGAAAGAAAAACUCCUGUUUUUGUAGUGUUCACCAAGUUCCGUGUUAUAAACACUCCCACCAUGGCAAUUUCAAGGGUGGAGAUGUUUAGCAAGCAGCUCAAAAAAUUCUAGAAUGUAAUAAUCUGUUUUCAUAAGCAGGUACAAACUGGCUUUUGCAAAACAUUGCUCAAAUGGAGUCUGCUAGGGCCAGGGGACUCCUGGGAAAUAUUCCUGAUUUAGAAAGAGAAGAACACACAAUCCUACAGCUUUGGGUCUUGUGUUUGAAUAUGGAUAUAGGAUAUGAUAUGUGGUACUGAGGCAGCGCUUUUGUGAAGAUGAAGCAAAAAAAAAAUUUAACACACUUAGGCUGAUGAAGUCAGAGGACAAAAAGAACUUAAAAAUGAAGAACCCAGAAAUAAACCUGAGCAAGCACAAGAAGAGAACUGGUCUCUUACCUUACAUCAUAUACAAAAAUUAACUCAAAAUAGAUUGAAGAGUUAAACAUAAGAACAAAAACUAACUCUUAGAAGAAUAGAAGGGGUAAAAUCUUCACAAUAUUGGAUUUGGCAAUGAUGUCUUGGUUAUGACACAAAAAACAGAGGCAACAAAAGAAACAAUAGAUAAAUUGGCCUUCAAAGUUAAAAACUUCUGUGCAUUAAAGGACACUCUUCACAGAGUAAAAAGGCAAACCAGAGAAUGGCAGGAAAUAUUUGCAAAUCAUAUAUCUUAUAAGGGGUUAAUAUCAAGAAUAUAUGAAGAAGUCCUACAACUCAACAGUGGGGAAAAAAGACCUUGUUCAAAAAUGGGCAAAGUAUUUGGAGAAUAGACAUGCCUUCAAAGAACACAUACAAAAAAACAAAUAACGAGUAUUGGUGAGGAUAUGAAGACACUGGAUGCUUGUGCAAUGCUGGUGAGAAUGUAAGAUGGUGCAGCCAAUAUGAAAACAGUGUGGAGGUCCCUCAUUAAACCUAGAAUUACUCUAUGAUCCAGAAAUGUCAAUUCUGGGUUUUAGCCAAAAGAAUGGAAAGUAAAGACUCAAAUGGAUAGUUGUACACUAAUAUUCAUAGCAGCAUUAUUCCAGGGAUAGCCAAAAAGUAGAAACAACCCAAAUGUCCAUCAAUGGAUGACCGGAUAAACAAAAUGUCAUAUAUGUGUAUACAAUGGAAUAUUAUUCAUUCUUAUAAAGGAACAAAUUUCUUAUCUUAUAUAUGCUACAACAUGAAUAAACCUAGAAAGUAUUAUGCUAAGAGAAAUAAGCCAGAUGCAAAUACUGUAUGAUUCCACUUAUAUGAGGUACCUAGAAUAGUUAAUUUGAUAGAGACAGAAAGUAAAGUAGUGGUUACUAGGGGGUUGAUGGAUGGGGAAAUGGGGAGUUAUUGUUUAAAGGAUAUGGAAUUCAGUUGGGGAAGAUGAAAAGAUUCCGGAGAUGGACAGUGGUGAUAAUUGUACAACAAUGUGAAUGGACUUAAUGCUAUUAAACUGUACAUUAAAUCUUGUUGUGUAUAUUUCAUCACAAUGUUUUUUUAAAAACAUAGUU
Pteronotus mesoamericanus is the source of this 3184-nucleotide messenger RNA. RefSeq names its product C-X-C chemokine receptor type 2-like. Gene Ontology annotation, molecular function: C-X-C chemokine receptor activity; C-C chemokine receptor activity; C-C chemokine binding. Gene Ontology annotation, cellular component: membrane; external side of plasma membrane. Lineage: Eukaryota; Metazoa; Chordata; Mammalia; Chiroptera; Mormoopidae. The transcript is spliced from 2 exons. The record is from RefSeq and is a predicted model, not a curated record. Gene Ontology annotation, biological process: G protein-coupled receptor signaling pathway; immune response; neutrophil chemotaxis. Bases 78 to 1154 code for a protein of 358 amino acids.